Daphnia magna is the source of this 2520-nucleotide messenger RNA. Its product is annotated as ATP-binding cassette sub-family G member 1. Gene Ontology annotation, molecular function: ABC-type transporter activity; ATP binding; ATP hydrolysis activity. Bases 652 to 2355 code for a protein of 567 amino acids. Gene Ontology annotation, cellular component: plasma membrane. The record is from RefSeq and is a predicted model, not a curated record. NCBI's taxonomy places the organism in Eukaryota, Metazoa, Arthropoda, Branchiopoda, Diplostraca, Daphniidae. The transcript is spliced from 11 exons.
CCUGGAACAGCCAAGUCAGGGGCAGCAAAGCAUACCAUUUUUUUGCCUUAGGGUAUCUCGGAAUAACGGUGCAUCUUUGUUUAUUCCCUUCAGCGCAUCGAUAUCAGGAGAACUUUAAAGAAAACUGUUAACAAUAAGACUGAGAAUAGAGACAAAACAUCAGAAAGUAGACCCUUUUUAUGAUAAGAAUAAAAUUUAUCUAAUGUUCUACCUUUGGAAAUAAAGCUUUCCUCUUUGAUACCGCUAAUGCUCGAAGUUCCAGCAAAAGCAAACGAUUGUGCGCGUCUCUUUGAAUCUCCGAUCUACAUAGAAACUUUUGAGAGCUGCUGAUAGAUGCCGUUGUUAACUUUGAAAUCAAAAUACAAAUAGUUGUCUUCAUGUAGCAGCUUCAUAUCUGGUGUAUGUAUACUAAAGGAAAUAACUCGAUGAUCUGAAUUGAUACGAAAUGGAUGUCAUAGAAACACCGGAAAGAUGUGCCCUAGCAACCAAGGAAAGCCAGAUUAAUAUGUCCUUGGGCAUAACUUUCCAUAAUGUUUGCUACACAGCGGAGAAAGGUAAUUACUUUCCACGAAAUGUUUUGCACAAUGUGUGCUGGCAGUAUAUUAUGAUACUUAAGAUGUGGGCAAAAAAGCAAAAAAUAUUCUGCACCAAAUGAGUGGCACUUUCAAGUCCGGUCAACUUACUGCUAUUUUGGGACCAUCUGGUGCGGGUAAAUCGUCUUUAAUGAACAUUCUAUCCGGUUUAAAAACGAAAGGAGUCGAUGGCAGAAUCGAGAUUAGUGGUGUGGAACGGGACUUAAAAAUGUUCUGUAAACAGUCAGCAUAUAUCGAGCAAUACGAUCAUCUGUUACCACAUUUGAGCGUUGAGGAGUAUAUGGAUGCUGCUGCUCGUCUAAAAUUAGGAAAAGGCGUCUCCGACGAUGAAAGGAAGUCAAAGAUUGAGUCGAUAGUGAAAACACUAGGAUUAUCUAGCAGUAAGAAAACGCGCAUUUCUUGCUUAUCCGGUGGUGAACGUAAACGACUAUCAAUCGGGCUGGAAUUGUUUGAUGAUCCGUAUUUUCUAUUCUUGGAUGAACCAACUAGUGGAUUGGACAGCUCUUCGAGUUUGCAGUGUGUAGGAUUGCUUCGUGAAAUCGCCAGAAGAGGUCGAACUGUUGUAACAACCAUCCAUCAGCCAAAUUCGCAUCUAUUGGACCAUUUCGAUCAUCUAUACAUAGUUGCAGGUGGAUCAUGCAUCUACCAGGGACCAGUCAAAUCUUUAGUGCCCUAUCUACAGACAUUUAAUUUACAGUGCCCUAAAUAUCAUAACCCUGCCGAUUUUGUGAUGGACGUAGCUUCGGGAGACUACGGUGACGUAUUACCACAGUUGGUGUGCGGCGUUGAUAAUGGCCGUUUGAUUUACAACGAGAGUUCAGCCCUUUUAUGUACUGCGGACUCUUUGGAUACUGAAGAAAACAGAUUAAAAUAUACAAACCUAGAGGAUCACGGAACGAAUAAGAGCAAACAACUAUCAUACGCCAUGCCAUUCCACAAUCAAGUUGCCAUUUUGCUUGAACGAACCUGGCGAACUAUUUGGAGAGAGAAGAUGCUGACGAAAGUGCGUUUUGCAACUCACGUUGUUUUUGGCAUCUUCUUUGGAUUGGUGUACCAGUCAGUAGGGAACGAUGCUGGCGCUGUACUAAAUAAUAUCGGACUACUCUACUUCAGUCUAGUGUUCAUAGUCUUUACCUCUGCCAUGCCAACUGUCGUGACCUUUCCACUUGAAAGACGAGUAGUGUUUCGAGAACAUCAGAAUCAUUGGUACAGCCUCAAAGCCUAUUACUUUGCUAAGCUGUUGGUCGACAUCCCGUUCCAGAUUGUUUUUCCUACGGUAUUUUUGGCGAUUUUCUAUUUGAUGAGCAAUCAACCGAUGAGCAUGGAUCGUUUCAGUAUGCUCUUGUGCAUCACCAUCUGCAUAUCUCUAGUCGGACAAGGCAUCGGAUUGGUUGCUGGUGCAGUUUUCGAUAUUCAAUCAGCUGCCUUCCUCGCACCAGUAUGCGCUAUUCCGUUUCUCCUCUUUGGUGGCUUCUUUAUCAACUUAAGCGCCAUCCCGUCUUACUUGAGCUGGAUGACUUACGUCAGUUUCUUCCGUUACGGUUUUGAAGGAUCAAUGUUGUCGAUUUACGAUUAUAACCGUCCGCCAUUAAAUUGCUCUCAACCUUACUGUCAUUAUCGUUUGCCCGACAAGUUGUUGGAAAAGUACGACAUGGCUGACAGUUCAUAUUAUUUAUGUAUCGUUGGCAUGUUAGUUUAUUUUGUCGUUUUGCGCCUGGCCGGGUAUGUUUUCUUGCGUUUGAAGCUUAAGAGUAUGCAUUGAACCUUCUUUCGCCCUCCAAACUUUUUUUUUACUAGAUUCAAUUUAUUAAACGUUCUAGGAAAAAUUAUAUCAAUGUUAGUUAUCCAUAAUAGAUUUAUGUAUUAAUUGGGAUUUUUUUCCAACUUAAUAAACCUAAACUGUUACAUACAGAAAUUUAUAAUCUUA